Molecule: messenger RNA, 1850 nt
Organism: Crotalus tigris (Tiger rattlesnake)
Lineage: Eukaryota; Metazoa; Chordata; Lepidosauria; Squamata; Viperidae
Gene: EVA1A
Product: eva-1 homolog A, regulator of programmed cell death
Exons: 3
Coding region: 428-889 (153 amino acids)
Source: RefSeq, a predicted model, not a curated record
AGAGAGUGAGGCCAGUGAAUCAAUUAACAUUAAUUCAGCUGGUAUCAAUUUGCUCUAGGCUGUAUGAUUUUUGAAAAAAAAAAAGUAUUUCAUCUAGGAAGUCUGCUGCUCAGAGAACAUUGAGGGCCAUUGUCUUCUUGUGAUCUUCAGUGGAGAAAACAGGUGUAGCAUUUGUGGAGCAUUUGUUAGUGGCUACAGCUCUUUGUUUCCCACUUUGCGAAACUGGCUACUGUAAUUGGCUGCACGGCUUUCCCUCCAGCCAACACAGAAGAGACAGGCGGAACUGCUUAUGUUAUACAGAGCCAACUUGAAUGAAUCUCUGGCUGGCCCAAGUUAUGUUUUUGGUAAGCUCUCGUCGGUCCUGAGGAUUGGAAGAGGAGAAGAAACAGAAGCCUACUUUUUAACCCAGAUCUUGCUAUUCCAGUGAAUGAAACUCAAAGGAGAACAUCAAAGAAGUAUGAAGCCUGCAGGGACCAGCACAGAGAUUUCCUUAUUGAGCAAUAUCCUAUCAGCAUAUUCCUUCAUCACAGAAAACCCUGAACGCGCUGCCCUCUGUUUUGUGUCUGGGAUUUGCAUUGGACUUCUCUUGACCUUAUUGGCUUUAGUUGUCCAAAUCUCCUGUCAAACUGAUUGCAAACAGUCGUCAACCCAAAGGCCAUCAUGCAACAGUGAAGGUAGCUGGAGUGACAGUGACUCAGAUACCACCUCAGACCUCUCUGUGCAACGGCAACGGCGAUUUGAACGGACUUUGAACAUGAAUGUCUUUACUUCAGCUGAGGAGCUUGAGAGAGCACAACGGCUGGAGGAAAGGGAGCGCAUCAUCCGAGAGAUAUGGAUGAAUGGCCAGCCAGAUAUUCCAGGAACCAGGAGUCUGAAUCGCUACUAUUGAUGGCAGCAAAUAGGACUGAACUUAUGGUGUCUCUUAAAUCUGUUGGGAAGAGGACUGAAGUCCUACUCUAGAAAGGCAAUAUUUUUACUUUACCUUUUCGGUCUAAGAACAACCUUUUUCAAUAUUUUGUGCAGGUUGCAAAGUUGGGGGACGGGCGGAUUUGUUUCUUCUCAGUGCUUUGGUUGCUACAAAUUGGAAGAGCUAAUGAGUGAUACAUAAAAAUGCAUGCAAAUCUUCCCUCCUUUUCUCUUCCCAACUAAUUAUUCUAAAGAUAAAUAGGAAAGAGAUGUAUUUUUAGCUUCUCCUUCUUCUUUAGACUUCACUUUCAAAUUUGGUCCUCAGGAUGACCUCAGGAAACCACACUACUAAAUUACCUGCUCUACUUGAUGUUACUGUUUAAACUUUUUAAAUUAAAAAAUGAAUGGGCAACUGGCAUGCUGCAACCUCCCAGAUUUCCCAGAUAACUUAUUUUCAACAAGGUCUGGGAUCCCCCUAUAGAAAUCAAAGGGAUUCUUUGAAGAUAAAAUGGUGGGUGAUUGCAGUUGGUGCUUUGUUUGCUGUCUGCUUUGUGAUUGGCCACAUUCACCAUGGCAUGGUAGACAUUUCCUGAGAGUGUCUAUCUCUUUUAAAUUUCCAAUGUUUACCCAUUGCGACAAAAAGGUUGAAAACCACUGUUCCACUAGAUCACUCUCUUCCUGCCUCUAUUUGUAGCAGGAUUCAGAGUUCUGCUCCUCCUGUGCAGCUGAUGCCUUCUGGGGAAAACAAGCAGGGCUCUGAUCAAAUGAAGGAGUGGGUAUGUCCCUCUCAGCUAUGCUCUAUAAAUCUUCCUCACCAUGCAGAUUUGCUGAAAUUAAGCCAUCCAUCUUCUUAAUUCUGACAAUUACAGUCCUACCCUGGUUAACCACUAUCUUCACCAACAUUUUUUCUUGAAUUGUUAUCAGAAAUAAAGGGAUAUACUGUA